Messenger RNA from Meyerozyma guilliermondii ATCC 6260, 1263 nucleotides. RefSeq lists its product as uncharacterized. Bases 1 to 1263 code for a protein of 420 amino acids. The record is from RefSeq and is a predicted model, not a curated record. NCBI's taxonomy places the organism in Eukaryota, Fungi, Ascomycota, Pichiomycetes, Serinales, Debaryomycetaceae. The transcript has a single exon.
AUGGCGUCGCUUUCAGACCUCCUUAAUCACAGCGAUAGCGACGAGUCCGUCAUUUCUUCAGGGCCUCCGCUGGGUUCUGGAAGUGAGUCUUCUGGAUUGGAAUCUCGCCUUUCUUUGGGCCAUACUUCCAGCUAUUCCAGUAUCGCCUCCUCCUCCACUCCCACUUCCGCAACCAAUUCCGCAACCAAUUCGGCACGAAAUUCAGCUCCCAUUUCAGCCUCAAGUUCUACCUCGAACUCGGCUCCCGGAUCGGUAGCCACAACCACUCCGCCUGGCGAAAUUUACGCUGAACUGUUUGGUAAAAAAUUGCCCAGGUCAAAAGUCGACAAGCGGUUUUUUCCAAAGGAAAGAUUGGUGAAAAUAGCUGUUCGGAGAAAGAGCUCAAGGAAGUCUUCGACCGAACCUGUAGGGUCCAAGCUUCAUUUGAAAUCUCUAGAGGCGGCGCUCAGAGUAAAGCUCACCCUUGUGCCGUCGCUCACAGCUCUCUACUGCUCGCUCACACCAAAUACCAAUCGCCAACCAAUUCGAAGUCUUUACGAACCCAGCAUGAAAGACGGCUCAAUUAGCACCCCGUCCUACAAUUACGACAUAGACCAGGAGUCAACCACCAAGGUGAAACUGGUGCAGCUCAUUGAUAGUGACCUCGUCAAUCUCUCGGGUGUGUCGAACAAGAUACUUCUGGGUUUUAACGGUAAGACCAAUACGAAUGCAAACGAAUUCUCUACCCCAACAUUCAAUUCCCUUGACACUGCCAUAUACUCUUUGUUUGGCGCCAAUAAUUACACUCUAGUGAGAGUCACCCGCUCGGCCACUGACGAGGCAGAUGGGUCGCUGGUGCUCAAGUUGGAAACAGCACAACCCGGAGAUUACCUGUUGAUCGACGAUGAAGAUUUUGCAGAUGAUAUGCUGCAUAGCAUUGGAAAACCGGGCCGCCGUCCCAAUAAUUUGUUCAUCAAAAAGAUUGUCGCUCGUCCACGUUACAAAUCGGGAAUGAAAAUCUACUUUGUUCCCUACUCGAGCAAUGCCUCCUUGUACGUCGAUGACAGAAUGUUGAAGCGUGAUCUUUUCAAAGGGGUUCUUGACCUUGAUUUACCCUUGCAGAAACAUAUAGCCACUGCAUUUGAGUACUCCAAGUAUGUGGAAGAGUACAAAAAUGCCGUAGACAAGACCCGCUACUCGUCUGUGCCUAUGUCCAUGCUGGUUCCUGGGCCGAAUGGUGACAGUGAUCAACUUGCAAAAACCGAAUUAAAGUUGAAUCGGUAG